Maniola jurtina (meadow brown) is the source of this 5535-nucleotide messenger RNA. RefSeq names its product nitric oxide synthase-like protein (gene Nos). The record is from RefSeq and is a predicted model, not a curated record. Gene Ontology annotation, molecular function: nitric-oxide synthase activity; NADP binding; heme binding. NCBI's taxonomy places the organism in Eukaryota, Metazoa, Arthropoda, Insecta, Lepidoptera, Nymphalidae. The transcript has 23 exons. The coding region runs from base 371 to 3991 and encodes 1206 amino acids. Gene Ontology annotation, biological process: nitric oxide biosynthetic process.
ACUGCCUGAAGCAGUCGCCGCGAUACCUUAGAAUCAUGCGAACGCAUUCGAUGCACUGCGCACUGUACCCGGGAAAACUUUGAAAACAAAAAAAAACUUUAAUAACUCUUGCUAAGUUACCACUCCAUCGGACGCACUUGCGUUUCAAGUCUAAAAAGUUUUUUGAAGUUGGUAAACUUUUUUUACGGGUGGAAAUUCGUCUCUAGAGACGAAUUUUCACCCUGUAAUUGUAUUUCGUGUCCCAGUUUCAUAAAUAUGAUGCCCAACAUUUACCAAGUGACAAAAUAAUGAAAAACUUUCAAACAGACAGUCAUGCACUUAACUUUGUUCGAAUUUGGUUGAGUUAAGUGUAAACAACUGUGAAGGCAAAAUGAUGUCCCAACACCUAUCGAGCAUGUUCGAACAGCUCGGAAACUUUACCAAGAAUAAUCUGACGCAUAAUAGCAAGUUGGUGAAAGAGAAGGAUAAUAAGUCAAGUGCGAAUCACGUAGGAGUCGCCGCUGGAGGCGGAGGCGGCAACCAGCAGCCGUCUCCCUCCCACAAACAGUGUCCGGCGCAACCUCCACCGCCGCUGAAGAAGCCCUGCAAGCUGAGGAAUGUUGCUUCCAAAGCAGAGUCCUAUGACACACUCUAUGGAAACAGUAUUCUGCCUACACUAUGCAACGAGAGAGCAUGCCUGGGCAGCCUCAUGGCGAUACCGGGCCGGGGUGACGUGCCGCGGAGCCCAGAAGAAGUCCUUAGCGACGCAAAAGACUUUCUUGGACAAUACUUCGCCUCUAUACGAAGGGCCAACACCGUAGCUCAUGAAGCUCGCUGGAAGACGGUACAGGAGGAGGUGGUGAAAACUGGCACCUACCAGCUGACUACCACAGAGCUGGUGUUUGGAGCUAAGCUGGCUUGGAGGAAUGCGAGCCGAUGCAUCGGCAGGAUACAGUGGUCUAAACUUCAGGUUUUCGACUGCCGACAAGUGACCACAACCAGUGGAAUGUUUGAAGCGCUCUGCAAUCAUAUCAAAUACAGCACCAAUAAGGGAAAUAUCAGGUCAGCGAUCACCAUGUUUCCUCAACGCACAGACGGCAAGCACGACUACAGGAUAUGGAACAGCCAACUGAUCAGUUACGCCGGCUACAAGCAGCCUGAUGGCACUGUGCUGGGGGACCCUAUGCAUUGCGAGUUUACGGAGCUUUGCAUGAAACUGGGCUGGAAGCCGCCACGUACUGCGUGGGAUAUACUGCCGCUCGUUCUAUCGGCUAACGGCAAGGACCCUGACUAUUUCGAGAUCCCCCGGGAGCUAGUCAUGGAGAUUCAUAUGACACACCCCACGUAUGAGUGGUUCGAGGAGUUGCAACUGCGCUGGUACGCGUUACCAGCCGUCUCCAGCAUGCGUUUCGACUGCGGCGGCAUAGAGUUCACAGCCAAUGCCUUCAACGGCUGGUACAUGAGCACCGAGAUUGGGUGCCGGAACUUCUGUGACACCAAUCGAUUGAAUAUGUUGGGGAAAGUAGCAGCGAAGAUGGGCCUAGACACGCGGACGCCAGUGAACCUCUGGAAGGACAAAGCUCUGGUGGAAGUGAACGUGGCGGUACUGCACAGCUUCCAGCAGCACAACGCCACCAUUGUGGACCAUCACACCGCUUCCGAGAGUUUCAUCAAGCAUUUAGACAACGAGAAUAGAUUACGGUCCGGCUGCCCAGCAGAUUGGAUAUGGAUCGUGCCGCCGAUGUCUUCGUCCAUCACACCUGUUUUUCAUCAAGAGAUGGCGCUUUAUUACCUCAGGCCUGCUUAUGAAUAUCAGGAACCGGCGUGGAAAACCCAUCAAUGGCAAAAAUCAAAGCCGAUCACUGGCAAGAGGCCUAUAAAUAGAAAGUUCCAUUUCAAGCAGAUUGCGCGAGCGGUGAAAUUUACAUCCAAACUCUUUGGUCGAGCACUCUCUAAGAGGAUUAAGGCAACCGUUCUGUAUGCAACCGAGACUGGCAAGUCUGAGCAGUAUGCGAAGGAAUUAGGGGUUAUAUUUGGACACGCUUUCAAUGCUCAGGUUCAUUGCAUGAUGGAUUAUGACAUCACGUCUAUUGAGCACGAAGCGCUUCUGCUGGUAGUCACGUCGACUUUCGGAAAUGGUGAUCCGCCAGAAAAUGGUGUGGCCUUCGGAGAGAAUUUGUGUGAGAUUUUGUAUGCGGAUCAAGUUGGAGAGGACUCUUCUGGGGGCUCACAACUUUUAACGCCGAAAUCGUUAAUCAAGGCGAACAGUCAAAUUGAAUAUCAAAAGUAUGCCGUCGGGAAUCCAAGACAACUUAGUCGAUUGGAGUCUUUGAAAGGAAGUGCAACAGAUGCGACAUCGAUCGACAGUUUCGGUCCGUUGAGCAACGUCCGUUUCGCCGUAUUCGCCCUCGGCUCGAGCGCCUAUCCGAAUUUCUGCAACUUCGGCAAGUACGUGGACAAAUUGCUGGGUGACCUCGGCGGGGAACGAAUCCAUGACCUUGCCACCGGCGACGAAAUGUGCGGCCAAGAUCAGGCCUUCCGGAAGUGGGCCUCUAGUGUCUUCAACGUUGCGUGUGAAACUUUCUGUUUGGAUGACGAUGAAACCCUGCAAGAAGCUAAAAGGGCGCUAGGAACAGUUGCACUGAGUGAAGAAACAGUGAGGUUCAUAACUCCUGAAGUCAAACCGCCAGAGUUGCUAACCGCUCUGCAAUCUACGAUGAACAGGCAGCUAACUACGUGCAUAGUUAAAGCUAACAAAGAUUUGGGAGAUACAUCAGCUGAAAGAUCAACCAUUUUCAUUGAUAUGGAGCCAAUGGGAGAAAUAAAUUACGAUCCCGGAGACCAUGUUGGUAUAAUGGCUUGUAAUCGUAAAGAAUUAGUUGAUAGAUUGUUGUCACGUUUGAAGGACGUCGACAAUUAUGAUGAACCGUUGCAAUUGCAGCUUAUGAAAGAGACUCACACAUCAAGCGGUCCUGUGAAAUCCUGGGAGCCUCAUGAGAAACUGCCACCGAUCACUUUGCGUGAUUUAUUCACGCGGUUCCUAGAUAUAACCACGCCACCAACUACUAUUCUAUUACAAUAUUUAGCUACAACUUGUGAUAAUGAAGAAGAAAGAAAACAACUUAGCACACUUGCCACGGACCCAGCCGCUUAUGAAGAUUGGCGACAUUAUCAUUUCCCGACUCUACCAGAAGUAUUGACUCAGUUUCCGUCAACCAAGCCCAGAGCUUCCCUCCUUGCAGCCAUAUUGUCACCUUUGCAACCGAGGUUUUACUCCAUCUCUUCAUCACCAAUCGCCCAUCCAAAAAGGUUACACCUUACAGUCGCGGUCGUCACAUACCGAACUCAAGAUGGCGAAGGCCCCGUCCACUACGGAGUUUGCUCAAAUUAUCUCAUGGAUCGUAAGCCUGGAGACGAAGUUUAUCUAUUCAUUAGAAGUGCUCCAAACUUCCAUCUUCCUCAUGACUUGUCCGUGCCUCUCAUACUGAUAGGUCCGGGUACAGGUAUAGCACCUUUCCGAGGAUUUUGGCACCAUCGUAAAGCGCUUCUCAAUACACGCACACGUUCUAAUAUUGGUCCUGUUUGGCUGUUCUUUGGAUGUCGAACUAGGACUAUGGAUCUGUACAGAGAGGAGAAGGAACAAGCUCUUAAGGAUGGAGUACUUUCAAAAGUGUUCCUUGCUUUAUCCAGGGAGAAAACCAUUCCCAAGAUGUAUGUCCAAGAGUUGGCUGAAAUGGAAGGAGCUGAAAUUCACGAUUUAUUGGUCAAUAAAGGUGGACACUUUUAUGUUUGCGGCGAUUGUAAAAUGGCUGAGGACGUCAAUCAGAAAUUAAGGGGAAUAAUCAAGAAACACGGUGAUAUGACUGAUGAACAAGUACAAAACUUCAUGUUUAUAAUGAAGGAGGAGAAUCGUUAUCACGAAGAUAUCUUUGGUAUCACGCUACGUACAGCAGAGGUCCACAGUGCAUCACGCGAGUCGGCUCGUAGAAACCGAGUUGCCGCACAGCCAUGACGCCGGUCUUCUAGGUUUCAUCCGAAUCAGAACCAUCUUGUGAACAAGCUUAGCAUUUUACCAAAAACAUAAUAUACUUAAUUAAAAUAUUUGAAUUUAUUGUCAUUGAAUAUCGUAGGUUUAACAUGCGCUAUUUACACACUUUUGAAAUCAUCAGAUUCAAGUUCUCACGUAAUAAAAAUAUUUUGGUUUUCGUUGAUUCAGCCUUUGCAACUAAGGAUUUGUUAUAUGUUAAGCAGUUUUGGCAUAACUUUACCAACUACUUUAAUCAAAUUAAAAAGACAUCAUCAUUUUCUAUCAAACGUUUAUUUGUUUCAGUUGUUAUUAGUUCACUUUUAUGUUACUGUGUCAAUUAGAGUAUGUAGAGUAUGAUUGGAUGAUUUUUAAGGCGGCAUGAUUAAUAAGGGAUUUUGUACAUAAGUAUGAAAAAUAAUGGAAAAAUAGCAACCUCAAUACUGUGACUUAAAUCAUACCAAAUAUUUGCAUGGGUGUACGUAUCCAUUACCUAAUUCCUUGUGUUAAAAUUAAAAGCAGGGUUAAGAUUUUUACGCACAAUUAAUUUUUUGUAAUCCUUAGAAGCCUGGAUGUUACUAUCGAUUAGACUAAGGCUAAGUAAAUACAAACUUACUUCUACAUUAUGAAUUAACUUCAUGCUUUUCAGGUCGUAAUUUUCAUAGAUUAAAAAUUAAAUUCAUUAAAAAUAAUAAUCAAGCUUUUGAAGGAUUUACUAUUUUUUAUUACACUAUCCAUUAUAUCAUUAUACUCAUGUAAAUUAUAAUGCAUUUCGCUAUCGACAUUUUAAUGAUAUUCUAGUAAUUAUAAUGUUAUUUUUUUAACAAUAUUUUUAGUUUAUUGUAACUUAAACAAGAACAACGAGAGUUUAUUUUUGUUAAAUGUUUGUGAUUGCCAAAAUUUGUACAAAUAUUUCGUAGCUAGUUUAAUUUGGCCUUUGUAAAUAAAAUUUAUAACACUAAAUUUUGUUUUAGUAAUAAGUUAUUCAUAUUAUAUAAUUUACUUUUAUAUCACAAUAUUCUAAAAGAAUUUAUUUUUUAAACAACUAUCUACUUAUAUAUAUUUUUAAGAUGUUUUGAAGAAUUGUUUAACUAAAAUUCUUUAAGAAUAGAAAAUAUUAUAAUGUUUAAAUCUACCUAUAUUAACCCAAACUGUGUAAUUCCUAUUGUUCUAUCUUCUACGCUGUUAGUUGUGAAUGUUAAAUUUUGUGAUCCUUUACGCUAGUCCUAAGAAAUGUAAUUCAUAUUUUCUAUUGUAAUAUUUCUAAUGAUUAAUAUUUCUAUAUCGACAUAAAAAUAAAUUAUUAUUAUUGUCUUUACCAAAAUAUUUACAAUUGGAGUAAAAUCUUCUUAUUGCACUUAUGGGACUAAAAUAAAUGUUAUUAUCAGAUUCAUAUCAAGGUAUUGUUCGCACUAUUUCAGCUAGUAUAAAAUUUGACUACGCAAAAGGAAUAGAUUAAUACUGCUAUUUGCGAAUAUUGAAUUUAAAAUUGUCUGUUAAUUAUCAAAUAAAGUUCCUUGAUAUUCGGAAAU